UUUCCUUACCCCUCUCAACUUCUUCCUCUUUCUGUCAUUCCCAGGUUUCCACUUGGUCACUGCAGACACUAUGCUCUCUCUCAGCUCUCUCCCCAGCACCAUUGUCCCCAGCCUUCCCUCCUCUCCAGGGGGCUGUGCUACUGGAGGACCGAGGGCACAGUCCUCCAGACAGGAGGUGGCGCUGUUCCAGACCCUGCAAGAGGCUCUGAGGGAGAUCGACCUGCCUGAAACACAGGACCUGCCACAGGGUAUGAGUCACUCUGAGAUGUGCAUCUGUGUUUUGGGAUCCCCACUCCCCUACCUCUCUCUGCUGUUAGAGGCAGGCCAACGGAGCCCAGGAGAUGCUCUCCUGUGUCUCUGUCCAUCCUGGCUCUCUCGCUCCUCCUCCCUCCUGGUCCACAAGGCUGUCACCUUUGACCUGGGAGGGCGCACUUACCUAUCCAACUUCAACCCGCCUCGCAGGGUCACCUACUUCCUGUCAUCUGACCCGUGGGCUAAGGAGGAAAUGACCCGAGAGACAGACUGCCCAAGCGGAGGUUCUGGAGCACUGGGUCAGUUCUGGGGGAAUGUUCUGACCACCAGGGUUCUGCUGCAGAAGGCCAAGAUCCACUGCCCCCCAACCCUGGCCCUUCUGUUACCACCGGGGCAGAUGAGGCUGGAGGAGGGCAGGACAGGAGGGGUGGAGGUGGUGCACCUGGAAAUGGGAGCGGAGGAAGGGAUGAACUCUGUCAGAAACAAGGUGGACACUUUCCUGGAGUCUGAGAAUAUGAGGGGAUCAGAGAGGGUGGUGCUCAGGUGCAGUGGGGGGAGGUUCGUGGGCGAGGCAACCUCACCCCCUGUCUACCUGUCGAGGAACAGCAGGGAUGAGGUCUGGGCCAAGGUGAGUUAUCUCCUGCCCCAACUCCUCCCUGGAGAGGCAGUGCUGCUCGAGGCCUACUGCUCCCCACUGAAGCCUGGGCCACGGGUAGAGGACCGCACCUGGGAACAGUACACCGACUGCAGGCCUCAGGUUCCAGACCUGUCCUUCAGACUGUGUGCCAUAGUAACUCGCUCACCUCUGGACCUGCCUCUCCUCUACAAGUUGGUGUGUAGAGUGGGUGUGUCCGACGACCCUCUCUCUCACAGCCACUCCCUCUCUCAGUCUUUGGAGACCACCCUAUUAGAGUGCGGUUUCACUGACCCUACCAUGGCGAAAUCUCUCUGCCGUCUAGCACUGGACACCGCCCUGUCCUGCCUCUGUGUUGUCAUGGAAACAGAGUCAAGCAUGUCCGCAGAACAACGCGGUGGAGCGGGUGCCCAGACCGACAUGAUAGGCGUGGACCUCCUUUUCACCAUGGAUGGCUCCAUCAUCAGGCCUGUUAUUUUGGGCCUCCAUCCCUCCCUCUGUCUCCACUCCUCCUUCCAAGAGCGAGGGAUGGGGAUGGAGGGAUGCGACAGUGGGAUAGAGGGGUGGAGUAGGGGCACCCUCCUCCUCACCCCUCUCACCCGCUCCCAGUACUACCUGAUGCAGGGGAAAACUGUGCUGGUGGUGGGAGCUGGAGGACACAGUAAGAAGUUCAUCUGGAAAACAGCCAAACAGUACAAACUCAAGAUCCUGCUGGUGGACAGUGACCCUGCCCACUUCGCCUCCCAGUUGGUCGACCACUUCCUCCCCCUGCCAGACCUCCCCGACCAUCGGCGUGACGACCAGCACUGCUCCCGCAUCUGUGAUUGGCUGUUGUCCUCCAGCCUCCGCCCUGACGGCUGCGUGUGCUUCUGGGACGAAUGCGUGGUGCUGACAUCGCUGGUCUGUGAUAGGCUGGGGCUCAGGGGCCCUCCCCCUCAGGCCAUCCGCAUUGCAAAGGAGAAGAGCCGCACCCACAGGCACCUCCUGGGCCCUCCUCUCCUCUCUCCCUCCCCUUCCUCCUAUGCUGUUCCCUGUAUCCACGUGGAGAGCACCCUGGAUCUGGAGAAGGCUGUGGGGGUGGUGAGGUUCCCAGCGGUGAUGAAGCUGGAGUACGGCGCGGGGGCGGUGGGCGUGAGGAAGGUAUGCUCUCUGGAGGAAAGUCUGGCACACUUUGAGAGGAUCGGCGGGGACCUCCGCGAGGAGACAGACUACCCUGGCAUCGGCCUGGGCUGGGGCAACGCCAUGAUCCUCAUGGAGUACGUGGGAGGCACCGAGCACGACGUGGACGUGGUCCUGUUCGAGGGGAGACUGGAGGGCGCCUUUGUGUCCGACAACGGCCCCACGCGCACCCCGGCCUUCACCGAGACGGCCGCCCAGAUGCCCUCAGGGCUGGCGCAGGACAAGCGUGCUCAGCUGAUCCGCGCAGCACACCACGCAUGCCUGGGCUGUGGCCUGCGAGACGGCGUGUUCAACGUGGAGCUGAAGAUGACAGAAGUGGGCCCGAGGCUCAUAGAGAUCAACGCCCGCAUGGGCGGCUUCUACCUGUGCGACUGGAUCCGCCAGCUGUAUGGCGUGGACCUCCUGAUGGCGGCCUUCAUGGUGUCCUGUGGGGUGCGUCCCUGCCUGCCCUCGGCCACAGCCCUCCCAGCCAGAGGCCACUUUGCUGGGGUGAUGGUGGUGGUGUCACGGCACCUCCAUGCCCUGAGGACCACAGCCAGCCCUGAGCGCCUGAGAGGGCUCCACCAGGAGGGGGCAUUGUGGCUGAACGAGCUGGCGGAGGAGGAUGAACUGAUCUCUGGUGAGUACGAGGAGCCCUUCUGUAAUGUCGGGGUGAGAGAUGCCCACAAUGCCACCAACGCUCGCCAGCGCCUCCUCGCCCUCUGCCAAGGGCUGGGCCUGCACUGUCCUCCACGCUACGACCUGGGCUACUUCCUGUCCCAUUUCAACUAGACAGGAACUCAGGGGGGAGAAGCAGGGUUUGUUCAGGAGGGUGCCACAUUUACAUUUGAAUCACAGAUUGAAAUAAUACAAAGAGCUGAAACGAUUCCUUACUCUGCAGAAUUAUAUAUAUUAUAUACCUGCCUGAAUGUUUGUUCAUUACAUUGGACCCUUCUGAAUAGAACCCAUGUUUAGCAAGGUUGUGCUGUGUGCAGGGGUUAGUUUAGUUCACUUAAAAGGUACAUCACAGGAUGAACAAACACUUCUCAUAUCAAAACAUAAUAUGUUAUCUCAAAAUUGCAAAUUCAGGAACUAAUCAUUCAGGUAGCAGAACCUUUCCAUUUUUAGCACUUAUAUUUUGGGGACCAUCUCAGGAAUAAAAUACAAGUUUCGAAAAGAUAUCUUCAUCAGUGAUUGGGUAGAAUAGGAUAUGGGUGUCUAUCUAUCUUGAAUUUAACAUUCAAAUAUGGAAAAAACUUAUGGAAAAGCUUCUACUUUUCAGUUUAUUGACAAGUCAUAAAAUAAAUAGAGGCCCUUUGUCCAAUUAUUGAAUUGGAAUUUCAGUUUACUUCCUGAAUUGACAGCCUUCAUUUCAAAUCGACCCCAACCCUGUUUUCUACUAGGUUGUGGCAUCAGCAGUCUACCUUACUACAUCAUAACGUAGUAGGCUGCACACUGUGAACACAUAACAGUUGUUAAUAACCUGCACACUGUGAACACAUAGCAGUGGAUUAAUAACAUAUACACUGUGAACACAUAACAGUUGAUGAAUAACAUAUACACUGUGAACACAUAACAGUUGAUUAAUAACAUAUACACUGUGAACACAUAACAGUUGAUUAAUAACAUAUACACUGUGAACACAUAACAGUUGAUUAAUAACAUAUACACUGUGAACACAUAACAGUUGAUUAAUAACAUAUACACUGUGAACACAUAACAGUUGAUUAAUAACUUGCACACUGUGAACACAUAGCAGUUGAUUAAUAACAUAUACACUGUGAACACAUAACAGUUGAUUAAUAACAUAUACACUGUGAACACAUAACAGUUGAUUAAUAACAUAUACACUGUGAACACAUAACAGUUGAUUAAUAACUUGCACACUGUGAACACAUAACAGUUGAUUAAUAACAUAUACACUGUGAACACAUAGCAGUUGAUUAAUAACAUAUACACUGUGAACACAUAGCAGUGGAUUAAUAACAUAUACACUGUGAACACAUAACAGUUGAUUAAUAACAUAUACACUGUGAACACAUAACAGUUGAUUAAUAACAUAUACACUGUGAACACAUAACAGUUGAUUAAUAACAUAUACACUGUGAACACAUAACAGUUGAUUAAUAACAUAUACACUGUGAACACAUAACAGUUGAUUAAUAACUUGCACACUGUGAACACAUAACAGUUGAUUAAUAACUUGCACACUGUGAACACGUAGCAGUUGAUGAAUAACUUGCACACUGUGAACACGUAACAGUUGAUUAAUAACUUGCACACUGUGAACACAGCAGUUGAUUAAUAACCUGUACACUGUGAACACAGCAGUUGAUUAAUAACCUGUACACUGUGGACACAUAACAGUUGAUUAAUAACAUAUACACUGUGAACACAUAACAGUUGAUUAAUAACUUGCACACUGUGAACACAUAACAGUUGAUUAAUAACAUAUACACUGUGAACACAUAACAGUUGAUUAAUAACAUAUACACUGUGAACACAUAACAGUUGAUUAAUAACUUGCACACUGUGAACACAUAACAGUUGAUUAAUAACAUAUACACUGUGAACACAGCAGUUGAUUAAUAACUUGCACACUGUGAACAAAUAACAGUUGAUUAAUAACCUGUACACUGUGAACACAUAGCAGUUGUUAAUAACCUGCACACUGUGAACACAUAGCAGUUGUUAAUAACCUGCACACUGUGAACACAUAGCAGUUGUUAAUAACCUGCACACUGUGAAUACAUAGCAGUUGUUAAUAACCUGCACACUGUCAACACAUAGCAGUUGAUUAAUAACCUGCAAACUGUGAACACAGCAGUUGAUUAAUAACCUGCACACUGUGGACACAGCAGUUGAUUAAUAACCUGCACACUGUGAACACAUAGCAGUUGAUUAAUAACAUAUACACUGUGAACACAUAGCAGUUGUUAAUAACCUGCACACUGUGAACACAUAGCAGUUGAUUAAUAACAUAUACACUGUGAACACAUAGCAGUUGUUAAUAACCUGCACACUGUGAACACAUAGCAGUUGUUAAUAACCUGUACACUGUGGACACGUAGCAGUUGAUUAAUAACCUGCACACUGUGAACACGUAGCAGUUGAUGAAUAACUUGCACACUGUGAACACAGCAGUUGAUUAAUAACCUGUACACUGUGAACACAGCAGUUGAUUAAUAACCUGUACACUGUGGACACAUAGCAGUUGAUUAAUAACCUGUACAAAGUGAACACGUAGCAGUUGAUUAAUAACCUGCACACUGUGAACACGUAGCAGUUGAUUAAUAACCUGCACACUGUGAACACGUAGCAGUUGAUUAAUAACCUGCACACUGUGAACACAUAGCAGUUGAUUAAUAACCUGUACACUGUGGACACAUAGCAGUUGAUUAAUAACCUGUACAAAGUGAACACGUAGCAGUUGAUUAAUAACUUGCACACUGUGAACACGUAGCAGUUGAUUAAUAACCUGCACACUGUGAACACGUAGCAGUUGAUUAAUAACCUGCACACUGUGAACACGUAGCAGUUGAUUAAUAACCUGCACACUGUGAACACGUAGCAGUUGAUUAAUAACUUGCACACUGUGAACACGUAGCAGUUGAUUAAUAACUUGCACACUGUGAACACGUAGCAGUUGAUUAAUAACUUGCACACUGUGAACACGUAGCAGUUGAUUAAUAACCUGCACACUGUGAACACGUAGCAGUUGAUUAAUACCUUGCACACUGUGAACACGUAGCAGUUGAUUAAUAACCUGCACACUGUGGACACAAGGCAGUGCAGGGUUGGAACAGGUGGGAGGGGGAGUAAUAUUACACAUGCAGUAGGUCAGAGUAUCAUUAGCUAAAUAGUUAUAUGAAGGAAGAGCAGAGGAAAAUUGCAGAUUUUGAGGAAGGGGGUUUGAGGAGAGCAGUGGAAUAGCUGAAACAGGUGGACAGGGGUGGCGAUUGCGGAACCUUUUAACUCUUGGCCCAGAGAUGAUGUCUGCGGGGCCAGUGCGUUUGAACUUUUGGGAAAAUGUAGAAUUUAGGAAUGCAAACUCCCAUACAUGUGAAGUUAGAGGUCAUAUGAAAGUUCAUGUCUUAAUUUAAAAGGUUGAAGUUAAAUGUUGUUCCCCCAAAAAUAACCCGCUAACUAAAAGUGUAUGGAAAUGGGGAUUGAAUUCCACCACAUAUUCACACCAAUUUUAGCCCAUAAAACAAAGUGCGUUAUUUUGUAAAUGAGAAAUAAUUUGAGGCAGUUUCACCGUUGCAAUCCUCUUGACCCUCUUGACCCUGGCAGUUAAUGUCUGUAGUGUGGCAUUUGGGGUCUGGUGUCAGACUGACCCAGUAAGCAGGGUGAAACUGAGAUGCCAUAAGUAUGUAUCCUGGCCACACCACACAACCCCCCAGACAAGGUUUACAGUGGUCAAAAGGUUGGGGAUUUCCCAUAUCUUCUGUUUCUGACUAUUUGUUUAUGUAUUUCUGAUGUAACAUUUGGGAAAAUAUAGUAAACAUAUUUUUUUUACCUUUAUUUAACUAAGUAAGUAAAGUAAGAACGACUCUGGGCCAAUAGGGCACCUCACCAAUCACGGCCAGAUGUGAUACAGCCUGGAUUCUAACUAGAGAUUGUAGUGACACCUCUUGCACUGAGAUGCAGUGCCUUAGACAGCUGCACCACUCGGGAGCCAACACUUCUGGCUUUUACUCAAAAAGGAGGUGUGAGAGGAAAGUUCAAGAAUAAAACAUCCUAUCAAGAUUACAUCAUUAAAACCAAAGAAUAUGUCAAUGACGGUUUCAAUGAUCUGUGCCCUAUUAAACAAACACACAAUACCCAGGCCAGCGACCUCCCUAAAAAAGGGCUCUACUGCAGGUCAGCAUGGGGCAUAUUAGGCUGUGAAAACAAAAUGACUGACUGCAGCCUCUAUUCAACCACAGCAGUGUGUUGUGGCUCGCCAUUUGCUCUAAACAUGUUGACAAUAAUGUUAGCUCAAUGCUCACACAAACCUAAAUGGCCAGAUAAUAUGUGUUGUUGUUGUAGUACUCAUCGUUCAGCACUUAAAACACCCAGUAAUUCACCUUAUCUUCAGCACCUCUCACUAGCGGUGAAUCGAAUGGUCAUCUAUGGCUGCUUCAGGUUAUGGCAAAAGAUAAGCCUGUAGUUCCUCAUUGACAGACCACGAAUCCUGAUCAGGACUUCAGUAGCUAAGCUGCAGAGGAGAAAGGAGAGAGAGUGUUUGAAAGAAGCUGCUUACUUAGUUAGAUCAAAGUUUUUAUAUUAUAUUGACAAGAUAGUUGAGUGGCCUCUCAAACAAUGGAAAUACAUAUCCUCAAGAUGGAAGGCAAGAUUAGGUGGGACCAUUCUAGGCUGUCUAGAUGGGAUACAAUUUAUGUUAGAAUUGACCUUUCGUAUCAGGUUAGGAGAACUUACGCAGCAGGUUAGGAGAAUUAGGGUAAGCGUACCUACGAAGCCCACUUCUUUCUUUGGAUUUUUUUUUAUUUUUAACUAAAAAUAAAUUUCCUGCUGUUUAAUGAUGCGACUAAUUCAUCUGGUUGUUAUAUCCAUACAUUUUCCGGUUCUAAACCAGUCCAAUGUUUUAUUAUUAAAUGAUUAACAAUGUGUAAGGUCACACUAGUGGCGAAUUUCAAAGUUGCAAAAAAAAACGUUGGUGUUGAAGCAAGGGUUGGAACGGAAAUGAUUUUCCAAUCGUUUCAUUCUGGACAGAAUCACAAUGUUUUUCUGUUCGGACCAGCAAAAUAAUGUCCUGAACCGAUUCGAACCCCAAAAAAUACUGGAUUAUAUCGUUCCUUUCUGUUCCUUUUUUAACCUGUGAAAUCAACCGUGUUUUACAUUUAGCUCAUUAAAAAUGACUUCGCCAAUCAGCGCGGAUAGAGCAGGCAAGCUAGUUGUUUACACGCGUGAUGUACAGACAACUGUAGUUUACAUCGCAAGAUGCGACUGAUAUUUUGUGGGUGGG
Molecule: messenger RNA, 8012 nt
Organism: Oncorhynchus tshawytscha (Chinook salmon)
Lineage: Eukaryota; Metazoa; Chordata; Actinopteri; Salmoniformes; Salmonidae
Product: carnosine synthase 1-like
Exons: 11
Coding region: 71-2836 (921 amino acids)
Biological process (GO): carnosine biosynthetic process
Molecular function (GO): ATP hydrolysis activity; carnosine synthase activity; ATP binding
Source: RefSeq, a predicted model, not a curated record